AUGUCGAGGUGCUUCCCGUUCCUGCCGCCAGGGUUUGAAUCAAGGCCCAGGAGUGAGGAGCGCCACAAGGAUUUGCUGAGAAAGGAAAAGCACAAGGAUAAGAAGCACAGAAAGGCAAAGGACAGGGGAAAAGGAGAAACAAAAGAAAAGGGUAGAGAUAAUAGGAAAGAUAAGAACAACAGGAAACAGAAAAGAGUGAACUGCAGAGAGAGGAAAAAGAACAAGGACAUAUGUAAAGACAGAAACCAAACUUUGAGACAGAGAAAACCUGAAGAAAAUGGAUGGCAUGAAUCAGUCAAAGAUAUUAUACCAGCUGAUGAGUUGGUUAACCGAAUUUUUGGUCAAGGAGGUCAUACAGACCACAAACAUAACAAUACUGAGUUGCUUCCUUGGAGCACUGAUAACAUUGGUAGUACAGGUUCUAAAAAGAAGGAAAGGAAUUUGCUUGGUAGAAUGGUUAAGAAAUCUGCACAAGCAACAGAAGACAAUUACGGGAUGGUGCAAAAGAGUGAUAGUAUUGCUCAUGCAACUAAAAAAGGAAUGGGUAGGGGUAUCGAUUCUAAAACUGAAAUAAAGAAUGGGAAGAGCCUUCAAGAUAGAUCAGCUGAAAUGCAUUCCAGAAGAAGGUACAAUUGUAAUGUAUUCGGUGUAUACCAUGAUAAUUCUGAUACACAAAGAAGCUUUGAGGGUGUACAUACUGCAACUGGCCGAGUCACACCUAACCCAAAUACUUUUCAGAGAACAGAAGAAACAGGACAAGAUCCUGAUAUUUCUGUCCAUUCUGCAAACGUAAAAAAUGGCAGAAGUAGCACAAAAGGUAUGGGGGAGGAAAGUUCUAACAAUUUCUGGCGCAAGAUGGAUCGGCAAUUUGCACGAAAUAAAGAUGGAGCAGUUGAAGGGAAGGCAAAAGGUAACUAUCGUAAAGGUCUUGAAGGCAAAGAUAGAGAUAGUGUUGUAAAGAAAAGAAAGACUGAAUGUGAAAAUAAAGAGAAAAAAGUGGAGAAAAAUGGCACUUUCAAUGAGCAGAAACAGGAAGAUCUUGGUGCAAGCAAGGACAAGGUCGAUAAUCUGGUGCAUUUGGGCUGUCUUAAUGAGCAAAAGUUUGCUUCUGAUAUCAGGAAAAUGAAAGACUUUGACCCUAAUAGCUCUCCACAUGGUCAGCAUGAGUGCCAACAUAGCUAUAACAAUGGCAUCACUGGCUCUCGUUAUUUAGAUGACCAAAUGCCUUCAGUUACUUCAUCUGGUUAUGAGAGUAAACCUCACCCUGAUACCAAGUAUCUGAGCCAAGUGCACUGCAUACCUUCAACACAUGACUUCUCAGAGUACAUUGAUCAGGACUGGUUGUUUUCCGUGGAUCAUGUUAGGCAGAAAACAGUGACAUUUGAGGCUGUAGAACCACGCCAAGUUUGGACUGAUGCACAGCUAAUUGAUACUGCUGAUGUAAUUGCUAUGCCUUACGUUGUUCCUUUCUGA
Molecule: messenger RNA, 1473 nt
Organism: Miscanthus lutarioriparius
Lineage: Eukaryota; Viridiplantae; Streptophyta; Magnoliopsida; Poales; Poaceae
Source: the annotation of a GenBank genome assembly